Molecule: messenger RNA, 2360 nt
Organism: Rhododendron vialii
Lineage: Eukaryota; Viridiplantae; Streptophyta; Magnoliopsida; Ericales; Ericaceae
Product: type I inositol polyphosphate 5-phosphatase 4
Exons: 10
Coding region: 654-2333 (559 amino acids)
Biological process (GO): phosphatidylinositol dephosphorylation
Molecular function (GO): inositol-polyphosphate 5-phosphatase activity; phosphatidylinositol-4,5-bisphosphate 5-phosphatase activity; phosphatidylinositol-3,4,5-trisphosphate 5-phosphatase activity
Source: RefSeq, a predicted model, not a curated record
AGCUGGGUCGGCCUUUGAUUUUCGCGAAGAGAGAGAUAGAGAGAGAACUCCCCUGCGCUUUAUUCCAAUUCAUUAUACUACACUUCUUGUAACUCAGAACGAGGUUGAGAAGACUCUCUCUCUCUCUUCAUUCAUCUUUAUGUCCCCUACAUUGUCUUGUUCUAACAACAGAAUCUCAUAGUAGUAGUAUCACUUCCCUACAUUAGUGUUGUACCUCUCUGUUCCGUUGGUCCCUUUGAAUCUCUGUGUUUUUUUUUCUUAUUUCCUCUGUUUUCUCUCGACUAAACGUGGUAUAGACAAGACAAAAGAAAACACUCCAACUGGGUUCUUUUGAUUUGACCUCGUGUUUCAAUACCCAGAAACCAAAAAGCCAAGAAACUCCGAUUUCCUUCUUUAUUUCAAUUGUUUUCUCUUCAUUACCUAAGUAAAACAGAGGACCCCUUUCUUGUUGUGUUGAGCAAAACAGAGCUUCUUUUCUCUGUUCUUGGCUCUUUUUAUAUCCAGGGAUUAAUUCAAUCCCUGUUUUGGUGCUCUUUUAGAUCAAGAAUUUGUUUACUUGCUUCAGUUCAAUUGUAAGAGAAGCAAGAAACAGGGGUUUUUUUCGUAGUUUUGUACUGUGAAUGAGUGAUAUCUCCAUAUGAAGCUGUGAAACAAUGAGAGAUGAGAACUGCAAGAAAAGCAAGCUUUCAUGGCCUAAGACCCUGGUCAAGAAAUGGCUCAAUAUCAAGAGCAAAUCCGAAGACUUCCAUGCGGACGACGUCGUUCAACUAGGUGGUGAUGAAGAUUGGAGGACCAACUUCUCAGAGAGGGAGGCAUGCACUAUCAAGAAAAGCAGAACAGAUAGAUCAAGUAGGAGGAACUCUGAUCGUGCCCGGCGGAGUAAGAUUGACCUAGAUGCCUCCCUAGUACCAGAUGUGCACAAUUAUAGGAUAUUUGUAGCAACAUGGAAUGUGGCCGGAAAAUCUCCCCCAAGCUAUUUGAAUCUUGAAGAUUGGCUUCAUGCCUCUCCUCCUGCUGACAUUUAUGUCCUUGGGUUUCAAGAAAUUGUUCCUCUAAAUGCUGGUAACGUUUUGGGCACAGAAGACAAUGCCCCGGCUAAGAAAUGGCUAUCACUAAUCCGAAAGACCCUAAAUACUCUUCCUGGCUCUAAUUGUGGUUGCCAAACGCCUUCGCCAAUUCCCAAUCCUAUUGUGGAACUAGAUGCAGAUUUUGAGGGGUCAACAAGGCAAAAGGCCUCAUCUUUCUUCCAUCGUCGCUCAUUUCAGUCCUUAAGUCGUAGCAUGAGAGUCACAGGUAGUGACAUGUCCAUACCACAACCGAGACUUGAUCGUAGAUUCAGUGUUUGUGAUCGCGUUAGUUUUGGGCAAAGGCCAAGUGACUAUGACCCAAAUUUCAGAUGGGGUUCAUCAGAUGAGGAGAUUGGGCCUGGGGAUUCACCAAAUACCACGUAUUAUUCGCCCGGCUCAUGCAGUGGAUUUAUUCCCAUGGAGGAUAGACAUAGAAAUGCAGGGCAAUCAAGGUACUGUCUGGUUGCGAGUAAACAAAUGGUAGGAAUAUUUCUGACAGUAUGGGUAAAGAGAGAUCUAAGAGACGAUGUUCGCAACAUGAAAGUUUCUUGUGUGGGAAGAGGAUUGAUGGGUUAUCUUGGAAACAAGGGUUCAAUUUCGAUUAGCAUGUCUUUGCACCGAACAAGCUUCUGCUUUAUUUGUACUCAUUUGACCUCUGGGCAGAAGGAAGGUGAUGAGCUCAGAAGGAACUCCGAUGUACUGGAAAUUUUAAGGAAGACAAGGUUUCCAAGGGUUCAUGGUACGGGGGACGAGAAUUCCCCUCAAACAAUCCUUGAGCAUGAUCGAAUUAUUUGGCUUGGGGAUUUGAAUUACCGGAUUGCACUAUCUUACCGUUGUGCAAAGGCUCUUGUGGAGAUGCGCAACUGGAGGGCUUUGUUAGAGAAUGACCAGCUUCGGAUAGAGCAGAGGCGGGGACGUGUUUUUGAGGGUUGGAAUGAAGGAAGGAUUUAUUUUCCUCCCACUUACAAAUACUCAAACAAUUCAGACAGAUAUACAGGGGAUGAUAUGCAUCCAAAAAAGAAGCGGAGAACACCCGCAUGGUGUGAUCGGAUACUAUGGCAUGGUAGAGGCCUUCAGCAAUUAUCUUAUGUUCGUGGGGAAUCCAGAUUCUCAGAUCACAGACCAGUAUAUAGCCUGUUUUCGGCAGAGGUCGAGUCUGUCAAUCGUAACCGAACCAAGAAAAGCAUGAGUUGUGCCAGUUCUAGGAUUGAGGUUGAAGAAUUGUUGCCGUAUCCCCAUGGGUAUUCUGGCCUUAGUUUCUAUUAGGGAGUUCAUCCAAAUUCGUGUAAGAUC